Molecule: messenger RNA, 437 nt
Organism: Lepidothrix coronata (blue-crowned manakin)
Lineage: Eukaryota; Metazoa; Chordata; Aves; Passeriformes; Pipridae
Product: pistil-specific extensin-like protein
Exons: 5
Source: RefSeq, a predicted model, not a curated record
UUCAAGUGCCGGUCCCACCUCCCCAAAAUGGAAGAGAAAUGAAGAUUCCUCCAGACAAAAGCCCUGCGCUUCAAGUGCCUGUCUCACCUGCCCAAAAUGGAAGAGAAUUGAAGAUUCGUCCAGACAAAAGCCCUGCGCUUCAAGUGCCUGUCCCACCUCCCCAAAUUGGAAGAGAAAUGAAGAUUCCUUCAGGCAAAAGCCCUGCGCUUCAAGUGCCUGUCUCACCUGCCCAAAAUGGAAGAGAAUUGAAGAUUCGUCCAGACAAAAGCCCUGCGCUUCAAGUACCGAUCCCACCUCCCCAUAAUGGAAGAGAAAUGAAGAUUCCUCCAGACAAAAGGUGCCACACAAUAAAGCUCUUACUGCCCACAGAGUGCCCAGGGUGCCCCAACAACUGUACUAGAAAGUCAAAGCUCACAGGUUUUCUUGCCUGGGUAUAA